CACGACAUCAUUGACGACUGCUAUGCUUGUUGUUUCCUCUCCUUCCCUCCAUGAAGAUUCGGUCCGCUUGUAAUACAUGACCAGCCAUGAAAUUUUGCAGUACCCAUCGACCGCCUGCAUUUGUGCGGGCUAGGAUACAUCUACAGCGACAUCCGACGUAAAACAAUUGGAUUCCACAAAUCGAAUCCCAUUCUCCGCCCAAGGUCUUCCUGAGGACAGACAUAAUGGCCGGUGAUGGUGUGGAAAAGCCUUGCACCAUCGUGCUUCACGAUGACCGCGUUUCCGGGUUCGACGUUCUCGCCGGUCCGAGAGCAAUGCAUGUCGGCGAAGUUGCACACCUAUCUGCUCCAGGGGCGCGCUCGCUCUGCAUAUGUCCUGCUGGUCAGGCCGGUGGCGCGAAUGAGAUCUCGAUACAUGUCUCUUUGGCGUCUCUAUUUGGAUUCGAGAAUAGGACACAAGGCAAGAUCCAGCUCAUCGACGACACCGACGUGGCGACCGCAACCCAUGUUGAAAUAUUCUUCCGCGAUCAAUAUCUGUCCCGAGCGGAUAUGUGGCAGCUGAUGAAAUGUCUUGAAGACACGGUUAUGUUUGAAGGUCAGGUGCUCAAGUAUCUUGGCUCUGUGAUUGCCGACGUCGAGCAGAUUUGGGUGGCAGGCAAAAACGUCGAUUCUGCCUUCGUCUCACACCCUUAUACGAAGCCCAUUUUCAGGAGUCGAAGCGCCCGCUACUCCAUUCUCAUCGAAGUGUCGAGAGAAAUGCUCGAAGGCUGGAGCAAUGGAUCUCUCAUGUAUGAGAGAUUGAUUGACGAUUUCCUCCAGGAGCUGUUCCAAAAGUGGGAGAGGGCCAAGGCACGGCAUCUCGCGUCAGUCAUCCUUUUUGGACGUGCUACGGGAACCGAUGGCAUUAGCAAGCGCGACACUCAAACCCAUCAGCAUGGCGAGGACUUUUACAUCUUGUUGGUGUCCGAAGUGACCAGUAUCACGUGGAAUGACAUCUUGCACAAGAUUAAAAAAGCAUUCAACGAUUUGACUCUGUCAAGAUCGGUUUCUCUUGCGGCAGAAAGCAACAUACUCGAAGCUAUCCAUCUGACAGCUAUGGACUUCGCAGAUGAUCAGAACGACGCACAUUUGAUGAGCACCGGCACCUCAAUUAUUGCCAUCACAGCUGGAAUCGGGGUCUUUGAUGCGGACCACACGCUGCUCAAGCAGACUACUGACUUGCUUGUUGGCAAUAGCAUUGGCGUGGAUAUCGUUGCUCUUUCACCGAGACCACUGCACCCAGUGCCUUUGUUCCGUUACGAUCACGAUGGGACUACAGAGUACGCUUUACCACACUGGGUCGACAUCUCAUACUGGCAUACCUCUCUCGAAGAGCAAUUGACAACAUGGACAUUGUCGGAAACGGAAGAACCUGUUCAUGACAUCGCUUUACCUUUCCUGAAGGACUCUGGCUUCGGUGAAAUUGAUACUGGCGUCAUGGAUUCUCACGACAAUCAAGUCUUUGGCGAAGAGCCUGCAGCGCUGCGCAAUUUGGUGAGAGUGCCCUCUUUGGAGCCAUCGAUGGGCUCGGCGGAUACUGUCCGUGGCCUGCCUUUUCAUGAAAAGCCCAAAAAGGCGAGCCCCGAGAAGAGUCGUCCAAUUGAGAUCGCUGCACCUGACACCACUGGCAGCGCAACUAAGGCUGCUCUUUACGGUGCGAAGAGAAAUCGUCUACCGCCCCAUCCGUUGAUGCAGACAGGCCGUAAGAUCAGCCUGGGACCCAAAGGUCUGGCGCCAAGUAGAGGCGUGGCGAGCACAACAUUGUCGGUCGAGCACGCGGAGAAGGAGAAGGAGAUCAAUUAUGCGGCUUCCCUCGCCUCUAUAACUGCAAGCGACAAAAACAGUGGGCUUGCAAAGGCCUUCCAAGCCAGCCUGAGACGAAAACCAUCACAACAGAGCAUGAUCUCCCAACAGUUCAGUGAGCCGGACCCAUAUCACAUCUCAAAGCCAAUUGAAAUACAGUCUGAGCAGCACGCACACACGCCCAACAAAGGAAGAGGGUCGGAAAGCGAUGAACUCGUCAAGAUUCUGGAGCAGAAUAUGGAGAACACUACAGUCACCAAGGCUCUGCAGAAUGAUACCUCUUUCUCCACUACGCCAAAGGGAGGUGGCUCGAACUUUGGUCGCAGAAGCCGGCACGAUUCGACACACGAGGCACUGGACAUGAUGUCCCCUUGGGUCAUGCUUCUAAAUCCCUGCAAUCCUCGAAGAGACAACAUGCGAGUGGCAAGUCAAUACCGCAAAUGGCAGCAUGUCUUCCCACGUCCCGUGAGCACUGGCUCGUUCAAGUGGUCGUCGAUGUGCGCUCCUGCUGCUUUGCCGCUUACUUCGGAGUACAAGCCAUCGCCAGCUGAGCUCGAAUUCUACUACCGCAAGCAGGUCAAACGACAUGUCAUAAGCGAUUCCAGUGGGCUCAAAGAAGAGUCCGCGAGUAUACUUGUGGAGAGACUGAUUGACGUGCGUCUUAUUCGUGGCUUCCAGAUUGUGGCGAUCAGGAACAGUGGCGGCGAGCAGAUUGUCCAAAGCAAAGGAAGGCCUAUCCUGCUCUCGUUGGGCCGGUGGUACCAUGAGAUACAGCGAAUCUCAGAUUUCGAAGUGCAAAUUGUUCAGUACUCUCCAAAAUCAGGCAUUGGUAGCGAAGAUCUGGAGUCGCAACACUAUGUGACAUCCUACGAGCCAAAGAUGCGUACCAUCCUCGGUCUGAAUAUCAAGCCAGAGAUUUCGUACCACUCCGAGGCACCGAUUACAGAUUGGACAGAGCUUGACGAGCACAUCUUACGCCUGGCACCUCUUCCAGAAAUCAAUGUUACCUUCAAAGUACGGCUUGUACUCUUGCCAGUAGACAUAUCGAAGACGGACUACCAAAGCCGGCUAGGGGGUCUUUCUGAUGAGGAGCGGCGCAUCGAGGGUAUUCAGCGACUGACACAAUUAUGGCAACGCCAGCGAUACUUCUCCGCCGAAGACCAAUCGCACCAGGUCUCGGUGAAGAAGUCGGCAUCCACACCGUACACGGCCGAGCGCGAUCCGAACCCGCUGGCCAUUGAGUAUCAGACUCGAGAUCCAAGUGUCGUUGUCAAUGCGCAUGGUCCUGCUCUGUCCAGCCAACUCGAAGAGGGUGACCUUGAUGCUUCUCUGUUCUCAGAAGCUGAGAAGCAUCACAGCAGCAACUUCGACAUCGUUAAGCUGGUCAAACAGAUGCAAGAACCACCUCCAUAUGGUGUAGAAGUGCGUGAUAGAAGAUGGCUCACCGUCACACAUCUGAAAUGCUUUAGAGGUGAUGAGAUGACAACGUGGCUACUGGGUGUAUUCAGAGAUCUAGAGUUGCGCGAGGAUGCUGUCAAUGUCGGCAACGAGCUGAUGAGUCGCGGUGUCUUUUCUCAUGUGCGACAGAAGCACAAAUUCCGAGAUGGCCAUUACUUCUACCAGAUCAGCAGCGCCUACAGAACGACGGAGUAUCCGAACACCACUGGAUUGUUCAGCAAGGCGCCAUGGAGAUCGAUACCUCCCACGCCUAUGACUGACUCCAUGAAGUCACCGAUGCUGAGACCAGUCAGCGGCAUUAGCGCCACCGACUCGAGCUCAUCAUCUGACAAAGGAACACCCGGCCUAUAUCCCACGGAACCAAAACAAAUCAUGCUCAGCCAGUCUAUGCAGUUUAACGUCGACCCGCAGAAGAAAUCUGACCAUCUUCAGAUCAUGGACUUGCAUUACGAUCGCAUUCACAACCCAGAGAACUGCUAUCACAUCCAGCUGGAAUGGCUUGGAACAUCAGCGAAACUGAUCCGGGAAGCUAUUGCUCGGUGGUCUAGUUCGGUCGAAGGAUAUGGCUUAAAGCUGAUGCAGGUUCCUCUUCAAGAAGCGUGCAAGUUCAGAGAGCACCAUCCGUACGACCAGCCACAGCCAGUCAAACUUGCCGUGCGUCCACCAGACAAAGUUCUCGCCACGCCUCUAAUGGAGCCACACACUUUCUCUCCGCGUACAGUCGAAGAUCCUCUGGCAUAUCACAAACGCCUGCUGAAAAAGCUCGACUUCGUCCUCGAUUAUGAAGCAGCCAGCACAUUUACCACCUCGAUCAAUGUGCGAUACUCCUUUGGCCCACCUUCGUACCAAUACACACAGUUCGUGCACAAAUCUGGUUUGGUACUCGCGCAAAUACUCGCAAAUGACAUUGGCGAUUUCUAUUUACUACCCAACAGGCUUGCAACAAGCAAACUAACGUCUACUAUGAGGCCUACGACUGAAUUCGACCGUCCAGAUGUGACUGUUGAUACGGUCCAGAAACACUUCAAGGCGUUUUGUAAGAACGAAGAGGCGUUGAGACAAUUUUACAAUGAGAUUGAUCGCGUCAGACCGGCGGUGGCGCCAAGUCCGAUGAGCACUGCGUCGUCUGGCAUGGCGGACUUGGAUGUACCGCCGAUGCAGUUACCCCCUUUGAGUGGAAAUCAUCGUGCGCAGUUGAGAGGACUGUGAAGGUGUGCAUGAACAAUGCAGUCUUCAGAGAUGCAGAUUUCGGGGCCGGAAAGAGGCUAGCUUUGGAGGGGCAAAAGCUUUAGCAUGAAUUCUGGCCGAGACCGGACAAUUAGCCGCCACUUAGCAGCAAUUAGUAGGCAUCAUGUAAUCAUGACCACAUCAAGUCUCUGGACGUCGGCGCCGAUGAU
This is a messenger RNA of Cercospora beticola, 4696 nucleotides long. It is a transcript of the gene IML1, whose product is annotated as GTPase-activating protein IML1. The record is from RefSeq and is a predicted model, not a curated record. Gene Ontology annotation, biological process: negative regulation of TORC1 signaling; intracellular signal transduction; positive regulation of autophagy. NCBI's taxonomy places the organism in Eukaryota, Fungi, Ascomycota, Dothideomycetes, Mycosphaerellales, Mycosphaerellaceae. Gene Ontology annotation, molecular function: GTPase activator activity. Gene Ontology annotation, cellular component: GATOR1 complex.